CGACUUUCAGACGAUCUGAUCUGUUGACUUAACAGGAAAACAAGCAAAGGCAUUCGCGAGGAGGGCAUACAUGUUUUCUCGCGUGUCGUUCUCAGGACAUCUGUAACCAGGAAGUACGUCUCUGUUGGUGCUCGAUCACUUGUGCGUACUAUAUGCGUCCUUUAAAACCAGGACUGUAAGACUGUAAGUACAUGCGAAACGGAUCAAGUCAUGACUGACGUCGGUGCUCGGUGGACAUGGUCAUGUUGAGGCAUUGCGUGGAUGUCCUGCUGAUGUGACAUGUGCUUACUUCAGCUCAGGAUGAGUAAAGAAAUGGAGGAGCUUUCUCCCUUUGUCUAUUCGGGACACAGCGAUGAGUCUGAGGGAGAAACAGAGGAGGAUGACGAGCCCAAAAUCUGUCAAGUAUGUGGAGACAAAGCCACAGGAUACCACUUUAAUGCCAUGACCUGUGAGGGCUGCAAGGGCUUCUUCAGGCGUUCCAUGAAGCGCCUCGCACAGCUCUGCUGCCCGUUUCAGAACACCUGUGUCAUCACCAAGACCAACAGGAGACAGUGCCAGUCCUGCCGACUCCAGAAAUGCCUCUCAAUCGGCAUGAGGAGGGAAUUGAUCAUGUCGGAUGAGGCCGUGGAGAAGCGGAGGAUGCAGAUCAGGAGGAAGAAGAUGCAGGAAGAGCCUGUAACGCUCUCCCCUCAACAGGAAGCUGUCAUACAGGAGCUGCUCACCGCUCAUCAAAAGACCUUCGACAUGACUUGUGCCCACUUCAUUCAGUUCCGGCCUUUAGACCGUGAUCAGAAGUCCAAGUCUCGGUGCGCUGGAGAGCCAAACAGCAGCAGGUUCACUUACACAACCAUGCAUGAAGAUGCAAUGCAGCAGACCAUCACCUUUGUCUCCCCCUCAUUCCCUUACUUCAGCAUUCACAGUCCUGAAACUACAGAGAAGAAGCAGCAUAAAAGUGCCAUCUUCACCUCUCUGCCACAUUUUACAGACCUCACCACAUACAUGAUCAAGAAUGUAAUCAACUUCGGCAAGACGCUUACUAUGUUCAGGGCUCUUAUCAUAGACGACCAGAUCUCGCUGCUGAAAGGCGCCACCUUUGAGAUCAUUCUGAUCCACUUCAACAUGUUCUUUAAUGAGAUGACGGGGAUCUGGGAGUGCGGCCCGCUGCAGUACUGCCUGGAUGACGCCAUGCGAGCUGGUUUCCAGUGUCAUCUGCUGGACCCCAUGAUGAACUUCCAUUACACACUGCGCAAGCUGCACCUGUGUGAAGAGGAGUAUGUGCUGAUGCAGGCCAUCUCGCUCUUCUCACCAGAUCGGCCCGGUGUGAAACAUCACAGCGUGAUCGACCGCAACCAGGAAACACUAGCUCUCACCCUGAAGACCUACAUUGAGGCCAAGAGGACCGAGCCAGAGAAACAUCUGCUGUUCCCAAAGAUCAUGGCGUGCCUGACUGAGAUGAGGAGCAUGAAUGAAGAGUACACGAAACAAGUGCUGAAAAUCCAGGACAUUCAGCCUGAAGUGUCUCCGCUUUUACUGGAAAUAAUAAGCAAAGACAGCUAAGCCUUCACAGAGCAGAUGAACUCCUGAACUCUCUAUCACCAGCUGCGUUGACCUUCAUCUGAAGACACUAAGGACUGAAAUAUAGUCAAGACAAGGACUGUGACUACUGAUAAUGAACUACUGAACUGCAGCACACUGCAGAUGUGGAACUCUCAUUUUAUAAGUGUGUUACUAAAUGUAACUGUGUAUGAGUUUAUCUCACGAGCAAUCUUUUUCUGGAUCUUUUCAUGAAAGAACAAUUUCUAUGGUUCAUAAGCAGAUGUAGGAUGGCACAUAAUAUCUUUUACAUUCACUGAAUGAAUGAAGCUUGAAAGGUGAUGCUGCAAGAGAAAGUUAUCAUGGCAGCAUUAGAUCACAAACGUAUAAAACGAUGAUAUGAUAUACGUGCAUAUAGUCAUUUGUGCUAAUAGUCUGCCUUGAUGAAUAGGUUUAUUUAUUAUUCAUUUUUAAAUGCAAAAUAGUCGUAUAAGUUAAACGCUUCAAGGUAUGUUGUGUUCAGAUUAUUUAAUAUCAGUGACGGCGUCAUAUGUGAGUAGCU
Messenger RNA from Carassius carassius (crucian carp), 2095 nucleotides. RefSeq names its product nuclear receptor subfamily 1 group I member 2-like. NCBI's taxonomy places the organism in Eukaryota, Metazoa, Chordata, Actinopteri, Cypriniformes, Cyprinidae. The transcript has 9 exons. Gene Ontology annotation, biological process: negative regulation of transcription by RNA polymerase II; cell differentiation; positive regulation of transcription by RNA polymerase II. The coding region runs from base 280 to 1557 and encodes 425 amino acids. The record is from RefSeq and is a predicted model, not a curated record. Gene Ontology annotation, molecular function: RNA polymerase II cis-regulatory region sequence-specific DNA binding; zinc ion binding; nuclear receptor activity.